AUGAACUGGCACUUUUUACUCCUCUUUGUUCUUGGGACUUUAAUGUCUGUAUGUUCCCAGUUCAAUUUUUAUCCUCUGGAGGAGCUUAGCUCUGAUGUUGGAAUCCAGGUCUUCAAUCAAAUAGUGAAAGCUAAGCCUCAGGACAAUGUUGUUGUUUCACCUCACGGGAUUGCAUCAGUCCUGGGGGUGUUGCAGCUGGGAGCUGAUGGCAAGACAAAGAAGCAGCUGACAACUAUGAUGAGAUACAGUGUAAAUGGUCAAAUAGAAAACCCUCCAGGAGCAGCUGGAAGCAAAGAGGAGAGCCAGCAUCAUGAGACCAGCCAGCUCUCCCCGGACCACCAGCAAGUGCUCCGUGGACCACCAGUGGUUCACAGAAUACAGUUUGAGAACCUCUGUUAUGGAGUUGGUAAAGCCUUAAAGAAGAUAAACAGGCUGAUAGUCUCAAAAAAGAAUAAAGACAUUGUAACAAUUGCUAAUGCAGUGUUUGCAAAGAGUGGCUUUAAAAUGGAAGUGCCUUUUGUUACAAGGAACAAAGAGGUGUUUCAGUGCAGUGUCAAAAGUGUGGACUUCGAGGACCCAAAUGCAGCAAGUGAUUCCAUCAACCAAUGGGUGAAAAAUGAAACAAGGGGUAUGAUUGAUCAGGUUGUAGCUCCAGAUGAUAUUGAAGGCAGUUUGACCAGACUGGUUUUAGUGAAUGCUGUGUAUUUCAAGGGCUUAUGGAAAUCACGCUUUCGACCUGAAAAUACGAAGAAACGCCCAUUUUAUGGAGCUGAUGGGAAGACCUAUCAAGUUCCUAUGCUGUCCCAGUUGUCCAUCUUCCGCUGUGGCACUACAAGUACCCCAAAUGAGCUGUGGUACAAUAUCAUUGAGCUGCCAUACCACGGGGAAAUGAUCAGCAUGUUGAUUGCACUGCCCACUGAAAGCACAACACCGCUCUCUGCUAUCAUCCCCCACAUCAGCACAAAAACAAUAGGAAGCUGGAUGACAACCAUGGUAGCAAAAAGAGUGCAGGUUAUUUUACCAAAAUUUACAGCAGAAGCAGAAACAGACUUAAAGGAACCUCUGCAAGCACUUGGUAUCACAGAUAUGUUUGACCAGUCAAAGGCAAAUUUUGCAAAAAUAACAAGAACAGAAGGUCUUCAUGUAUCUAAUGUUCUGCAAAAGACAAAAAUUGAAGUUAGUGAAGAUGGAACCAAAGCUUCUGCAGCAACAACUGCAAUUUUAAUAGCCAGGUCAUCCCCUCCUUGGUUUAUAGUAGACAGACCAUUUGUAUUUUUCAUUCGGCACAAUCCUACAGGUACAAUCUUGUUUAUGGGACAAAUAAACAAACCUUGAAUUUGGAAAAGACUUUCUUCAAGAAGUAAACAGGCACAUCCCUGUUCUGUUAAAUAUUUGUACACUACUCUGACUUCACUCA
Molecule: messenger RNA, 1417 nt
Organism: Cinclus cinclus
Lineage: Eukaryota; Metazoa; Chordata; Aves; Passeriformes; Cinclidae
Gene: SERPINE2
Product: serpin family E member 2
Exons: 10
Coding region: 1-1335 (444 amino acids)
Biological process (GO): negative regulation of plasminogen activation; negative regulation of endopeptidase activity
Molecular function (GO): serine-type endopeptidase inhibitor activity
Source: RefSeq, a predicted model, not a curated record